Messenger RNA from Emys orbicularis (European pond turtle), 2457 nucleotides. RefSeq names its product ubiquitin carboxyl-terminal hydrolase CYLD-like. The record is from RefSeq and is a predicted model, not a curated record. Gene Ontology annotation, cellular component: cytosol. Bases 88 to 2457 code for a protein of 789 amino acids. Lineage: Eukaryota; Metazoa; Chordata; Testudines; Emydidae. Gene Ontology annotation, biological process: protein K63-linked deubiquitination. The transcript is spliced from 15 exons. Gene Ontology annotation, molecular function: cysteine-type deubiquitinase activity; K63-linked deubiquitinase activity.
CCCGACGCGGAAGCGCCUUGGCUGCGAGAGGCCCCGGCUCGCUCCGCGAAGGGCCCCGGCGCCCGGGAGGACGGAGUGGAAGCGAAGAUGACUACAGCAGUUGUACCAGGCAGCCCUCUGCCUUCACAAGGGGACAGAAACGUUUAUUACAUCUUGACAGAUGAUUUUGCAUAUGGCAGCAAGCUCUUUCCCGCCGGGAGCAUGUGCUUCCUCAAAGAGAGGAUGUAUCUGCACAGUAUCGCCUGUGGCACGACUUCCACUCGCUACAUGAGGGUCACCAUGCUGGAAGGCCAUUCCAUAGUCACUAUCGAGGCAGAAAUUCUUCAACCCGUGAAUGAAGAGGAAGCUGUUUUCCUUCUGGCCAUCAACACCCUCAAUGAGCGCUUGAACUGUUUCCUGGACCGCUGUAGCCUUGAAGCAGCAGUAAAGGCUACAGUGGGCCAACAGGUGAUGGUGGAUCUCAACCAACAACUGUUCACUGGCACCAUCCGCUACAUUGGGAAGAUCACCAAGAGCCCUUUGUCCUCCUCACUCUGUCCAUCCUACUUUGGGGUGGAAUUACAGGGUGAUGGUGAAGGCAGAGGCCACAGUGAUGGCACCUAUAUCGGCUCUGAGUAUUUCAAGUGUAAGGAGAACUGUGGACUCUUUCUGCCGCUUAACAAAAUCCGGUUUAUCCCGGCGCUGGGCGGCGACCCAGCGAGAGAGGAGCCCAAACCGGAUGUGGACGAGGUUGUUCCUGUAAAAGUGGGGGACACAAUUGGCUUCUACCUGGAUGACGUCUUCAGACAAGGCAUAGCUAUGGACGUGUACAAGGAGGGAACCCAGUGGUUUGUUAAAGUUUGCCCGGAAGAAGAAGGACCAACAGAUGUUUUCAGAGAUAUCCCUAUGGACUCGGUUGUGAAGGAAGGGCUGCUCUCCCCAGUAUUUGAGCCAGACAUGGCCCCGGGAUCUCUGAGACAACUGAAGCGAGAGAGAAGCGGAAGCGGGGAGGAAUUGGAAAGUGAAAAACAGUCCCUGGAUGUGAACUCCAUGGUACAGAUCACCUUAGACAAGGGGAAUCCAGUCUCUGGAAUCAUCCGCUGGUUGGGGUACCUGCCCAGAAUUGAGCCCAAAAUGGCAGGAGUUGAAUUAGAUGAAGAGAAGGGGGUCACAGAUGGCGAAUGGCUAGGCACGCGCUACUUCCACUGCCCCUCAAAGCGUGGCCUCUUUGUGAAGCUUCAGUCAUGCCAGCCCGACAUGCGCUUCCAGUGUGUGAGCAGCGGUCUCCUGGACCCCAGCACUUGCAGUAGGAUAGAUAGUCCUGAGGUUCUGGCUAAUUUUCCUCCUCUCAGGAAUGGCACAGCCGUGAGUGUUUUACAAGGGCGCAUGAGAGGGAUUCAAGGCCACUGCAACUCCUGCUACAUGGAUGCUGCCCUUUUCAGCCUCUUCUCCUGCACCUCUGUGCUGGACUCCAUGCUCUUCAAGCCCUCCCUCCCGCCCGACGGGCACGUCCAGAAGAUCCUCCGGGAUGAGAUUGUGAACCCCCUCCGACGGAAUGGCUUUGUUGCCGCUAAUAGCGUGAUGCACCUAAGGCAGCAGUUGACGGAGAAGGGCCAGUGUUCGAGCUUUGCCACGUCUGAGAAAGACCCCGAGGAGUUUCUCAAUCUCAUCAUGCAUCACAUCCUGGGAAUAGAGCCACUACUGAAACUGCAGUCUGGAGGCCAGAAGGAGCAGGAGUGUUACUGUUACCAGAUAUUCAUAGACAAGCAAGAGGAGCUGGUCGUGCCAAACGUGCAGCAGCUAGUGGAACAUUCCUUCCUGUCUUCCAAUCUCAAGCUAGUGGAGAUCCCCUCCUGUUUCAUUAUCCAAAUGCCACGGUUUGGGAAGGAAUAUAAAAUGUUCAGCAAAAUUAUUCCCUCCCUGGAGCUUGACAUCACCGACCUGCUGCUCGACAGUCCCCGGGAGUGCUUUGUGUGCGGGGACGUCGCCACACAGGAGUGUUCCGAGUGCUUCAAAGACGAGAUGUUUGCAGUCACGGGGAUGAAGCAGUACUGCAAUUCCUGCUGCAGACAGGCUCAUUCUCACUACCGGCGCAAAGCACACAGGCCAACAAAACUGCAUGUCCCUGAGGAGUUUCAGAGCAGGAGCCUCAUGGAUAGCCCCCGAAUCCCACGGGAGAGGAUGGAGCUCUUCGCAGUGCUCUGCAUAGAGACCAGUCACUACGUCUCCUUUGUGAAGUACGGGCCGGAGAAAGAGAACUGGCUGUUCUUCGACAGCAUGGCUGACAGGCACGGUGAUGAGAAUGGCUUCAACAUUCCCAUCGUAACGCUGUGCCCUGAAGUUGCCAAAUACUUGCAAUUGCCAGUGGCAGCGCUGGCUAUGGAGCAGUCCCGGGACAUGGAAGGCGUGGCCAAACGCCUCUUCUGUGACGCCUACAUGUACAUGUACCAGAGCAAGAAGAUGGCUCUUUACAAAUGA